Molecule: messenger RNA, 1188 nt
Organism: Adineta ricciae
Lineage: Eukaryota; Metazoa; Rotifera; Eurotatoria; Adinetida; Adinetidae
Source: the annotation of a GenBank genome assembly
AUGACAAGUUCAGACAAAUUAUUGCCCAUAAACAACAAUAACAAUGCAAAACUUCAAUCAAUUGACACUGACAUUCCUCAAACGGUAACAACGCAAUCAAAAACAUCGAGUUCACACAGGAGCACAAGAAAAUUCACAUGGAUUAGGUAUGCUGUUAUUAUCACUGUUUCGAUCAUGAUAGGGUUUGUGAUCUCUACAAUUAUUCAUACAAGAAACCAAAUCAAUACAAUAACAACGACAGAAAUAUCAGAACAGAAUCAUUCGUCGACUGAUAUUCCUCUUAAUAAAAUAUGGAACCAACAUGGAAGUAUUAUUGCUGGAGGUAAUGGAAAAGGAAACGGAUCAAAUCAACUUAGUGCACCUUCGGGAAUUUGUGUUGAUACAGAUGAUCAAACAGUUUAUAUUGCUGACACUGGCAACGAUCGUAUUAUUAAAUGGGAGUAUAAUGCAACGUAUGGUAAAGUUGUUGCUGGUGGAAACAGAAAAGGAAAUCAAAUUGAUCAGUUGAAUGGACCAAAAGUUGUGAUUAUUGACAAGAAUGAUGAUUCUCUUGUCAUUUGUGAUUACGGAAACAAACGAAUAGUCCGAUGGCCUCGUGAAAAUGGUGCAGUUGGACAAACAAUUAUUGACGAUAUUAGUUGUACCGGUUUGGCAAUAGAUAAUAACGGAGAUCUUUAUGUGUCUGAUGAUAAAUACCAUACAGUAAGACGAUGGAAAAAAGGAGAGAUAAAUGGAACAAUUGUAGCAGGUAAAAAUGGACAAGGAGUUGAUCUGAAUCAACUUAAUUCUCCUAAUACUAUCUUCGUCGAUCAAAACUAUUCAAUCUAUGUAUCCGACACACGCAAUAAUCGUGUGAUGAAAUGGAUGAAAAGUGCAGCAGAAGGUAUUGUUGUUGCUGGUCGAUACGAUAAAGAGAACGAUCUUGCAGAAUUAUCAUCUCCUGUUGGAAUGACUGUCGAUCAUUUCGGUAAUAUUUAUGUAGUUGACGCACGAAAUCGUCGAAUAAUGUAUUGGUCACCAUAUGCAACAGAAGGUAAGAUUGCUGUUGCUGCAAAUGAAAAAGAAGCACACUCAAAACAUCUUAGUAAUCCUUUUGGUUUAGCAUUGGAUCGACAAUAUAAUCUUUAUGUGAGCGAUUUUUGGAAUGAUCGAGUACAAAAAUUUUGUAUUGUUUCAGAUGGAAACUAA